Messenger RNA from Mesorhabditis belari, 981 nucleotides. Lineage: Eukaryota; Metazoa; Nematoda; Chromadorea; Rhabditida; Rhabditidae. The record is from the annotation of a GenBank genome assembly.
AUGGCUACAAUUGAAGAGACAAAUCUUGGAGAAGAGCUCGAUCGACAGGAAUCGACUGAGGAACCCACGGCGGAAACAAAAAUCGAUGCAGUGGAUUCGAGAAGACAGAUCACGAACCAGAAGUGGAUGAGCCCGAAGAAAGUGAAAAAGAGAAAGGACAAAGGUGACACAUUUGCAUCAACGUUGACUCCAAAAGUUGAGUCGCCGAAAGCCGAAGCGAUGGGUGGAAAGGGAGCUGGUAUGGCACUUGGGGAUAUUGCUUCAGCAAAUGAAUACAUCACUAAGAAGCCGACUCAAGAUUUGAAGAAAUUGCACAAAUUGCUCUAUUUGCGUGAGGGACAAGCCGCACACAGCAUUGUGUUUAAGAAAGCACUACGCAAGUUUAAUGGAUGGUGGUUCACGGAGAAAUCAGAUGAUUGGAACAAAAGAGUCUCGUAUUUGCAAAAGUUGAAAGUGGCGGAAGGGACGUUUUUGCGCGCCGGAGUUGGUCUACAUCAUGCUGCCCCAACAAGAGAUGAGAAACACCGUGAAGAAGACACAUCUUAUGAAAUAAACCUUGCGAGUGUCGAUGAAACAAAUGGGUGCAAACUGUUUGUGACAAAUUUUCCCGAUUCGGAUCUCGAGGGAACGAAGAUCAGUCGAUGGCUUGAAGCACCAUUCCGAUCUAAUCUUUUACCGAAACAACCUGGGGUUGCUAUUGGUCGACUUUGUGAUAAAUGUGAUGGAAGAUGUGUGAUCUGCGAUUCCUUUUUACGACCGGCUACACUUGUUCGCAUCUGUGAUGAGGUACAACUACAGAAGUUAUCACAGACUUACAGCCUUCUAAAACAAACUAUUGUACGAUUUAGGGACUAUGAUGAAGUUGCAGUGGCCCUCGAUGCUGAAUCGACGUUUCUUGGACCUGAUAAGCGUUCUGUUCAAAGUUAUCUACAAACUCCACGACUCACCGAUGCUCUUCAUGCCGCUCUCCUGAUCCACCGU